AUGUGCGACGACGAAGUUGCGGCUCUUGUGGUCGACAAUGGAUCCGGAAUGUGCAAAGCCGGAUUUGCCGGAGACGAUGCUCCCCGCGCCGUAUUUCCCUCCAUUGUCGGUCGCCCUCGCCACCAGGGUGUCAUGGUUGGUAUGGGACAAAAGGAUUCAUAUGUAGGAGAUGAAGCCCAAUCCAAGAGAGGUAUCCUCACUCUCAAGUAUCCAAUUGAGCACGGUAUCGUCACUAACUGGGACGAUAUGGAGAAGAUCUGGCAUCACACCUUUUACAAUGAGCUUCGUGUUGCUCCCGAAGAGCACCCCGUUCUGUUGACUGAAGCUCCCCUUAACCCAAAGGCCAACAGGGAGAAGAUGACCCAGAUCAUGUUCGAAACCUUCAACACGCCUGCAAUGUACGUUGCCAUCCAGGCUGUGCUAUCCCUUUAUGCCUCUGGUCGUACCACUGGAGUCGUACUCGAUUCGGGAGAUGGAGUCACCCACACUGUCCCUAUCUAUGAGGUAAGAAUAGUGCAGCACGGUAUCCUCACUCUCAAGUAUCCAAUUGAGCACGGUAUCGUCACUAACUGGGACGAUAUGGAGAAGAUCUGGCAUCACACCUUUUACAAUGAGCUUCGUGUUGCUCCCGAAGAGCACCCCGUUCUGUUGACUGAAGCUCCCCUUAACCCAAAGGCCAACAGGGAGAAGAUGACCCAGAUCAUGUUCGAAACCUUCAACACGCCUGCAAUGUACGUUGCCAUCCAGGCUGUGCUAUCCCUUUAUGCCUCUGGUCGUACCACUGGAGUCGUACUCGAUUCGGGAGAUGGAGUCACCCACACUGUCCCUAUCUAUGAGGGAUAUGCCCUCCCUCACGCCAUCCUUCGUCUCGACCUUGCCGGACGUGAUCUUACUGAUUACUUGAUGAAGAUCCUCACUGAACGUGGUUACUCAUUCACCACCACAGCCGAACGUGAAAUUGUGCGAGACAUCAAGGAGAAAUUGUGCUAUGUAGCUCUCGAUUUCGAGCAAGAAAUGGCCACUGCCGCCUCCUCUUCUUCUCUUGAGAAGUCCUAUGAACUUCCUGACGGACAGGUCAUCACCGUCGGAAACGAGCGAUUCCGUUGCCCUGAGGCCAUGUUCCAGCCUUCAUUCUUGGGUAUGGAAUCUGCUGGUAUUCACGAGAACUCGUACAACUCGAUCAUGAAAUGCGAUAUUGAUAUCCGCAAAGACUUGUACGCCAACACAGUACUCUCAGGAGGUAGCACCAUGUAUCCCGGAAUUGCUGACCGUAUGCAGAAAGAGAUGACCGCUCUUGCUCCGAGCACAAUGAAGAUCAAGAUCAUCGCACCACCUGAACGCAAAUACUCGGUCUGGAUCGGAGGAUCUAUUCUUGCCUCUCUGUCUACCUUCCAACAGAUGUGGAUCUCCAAGCAGGAAUACGACGAAUCCGGCCCAUCCAUUGUUCAUCGCAAGUGCUUCUAA
Molecule: messenger RNA, 1464 nt
Organism: Angiostrongylus costaricensis
Lineage: Eukaryota; Metazoa; Nematoda; Chromadorea; Rhabditida; Metastrongylidae
Source: the annotation of a GenBank genome assembly